CAUGAGGUCGGUGUCUGAAGAGCCAGUGCCAUUACACGAAGAAUUUAUCUACUGUUGUGGAGCUGCUACCCAUGUCCUAAAGUGUGGGCCAUGGAAAGAUCUCUCAAAAGAUGAAAGUAAAAAUCUACCCAGGCUCUUAUUCAUGAUUAUUCCUGGUAACCCUGGACUGGCAGGUUAUUACAGGACCUUUAUACAGGCCUUAUAUUGUGGACUAAAUCAACAGUAUCCCGUUUGGGUUGUGAGCCAUGCUGGACAUUGUAAGCCUCCUAGUGGUAUGGAAAUGAUAGAAGACACAGAUAUUAAGGAGCUAGAGGAUGUUUUUGGACUUAACGGACAAGUAGAGCAUAAGCUGAACUUCCUCAAAAAGAAUGUAUCAAAAGAUAUAAAGCUGGUACUGAUUGCUCAUUCUAUUGGUUGCUACAUCACAUUGGAGAUGAUGAAGCGAGCAUCAGAACUUCAGGUACAUUAACCUUAUAGCAUGGGA
Messenger RNA from Athene cunicularia (burrowing owl), 484 nucleotides. It is a transcript of the gene LDAH, whose product is annotated as lipid droplet associated hydrolase. The record is from RefSeq and is a predicted model, not a curated record. NCBI's taxonomy places the organism in Eukaryota, Metazoa, Chordata, Aves, Strigiformes, Strigidae. Gene Ontology annotation, cellular component: lipid droplet. Bases 2 to 469 code for a protein of 155 amino acids. Gene Ontology annotation, molecular function: lipase activity. Gene Ontology annotation, biological process: lipid storage. The transcript has 3 exons.